AUGCCAGAAACCUGCUCAGCGCCGUCUGGGCAGAAGCCCUUCUCGUUCGGCCUCGAUCCGUGGACCCUCGCCUAUGUUGUUGUACCGAUCAUCGCCAUCACCCCGCUUGCGACCUACAUCAUGAUUCCUAUGCUGAUGCGAGGCAUCGGCUCGCUUUUGGGCUGGUAUUUGCGCAAGAAGACGGAGGGGAGACGGGCCCAGCUUCUCGAGCUUAUGACUGCCGAGCAGCAGGCUUUCUCCCAAGCUCGAUCGGUAUCCAAUAAGACCAAUGUGCAGGCACAAUCAUCUGGAACCUCUGCUGGAGGAGAAAAGGACGCCAACUGGACCGGGAUUGUCGGCUUUUUCCAUCCUUUUUGCAACGCUGGAGGCGGCGGAGAGCGAGUCCUCUGGGCCGCGAUCAAGACCACCCAGGAAAGAUACCCGAACGCCCUCUGCGUCGUCUAUACUGGCGACCACGAAAUGAAUAAGCAGUCCAUGCUCGCGCGUGUCAAGACUCGGUUCAACAUCGACCUCCACUCCCCGACCAUCAACUUCUGCUACCUGAGCACGAGACACCUCGUCCUGGCCUCGACGUGGCCUCACUUUACGCUCCUUGGCCAGUCAUUGGGCUCAAUGAUCCUGGCGUGGGACGCCUUUCAGCUGUUGGUCCCCGAUAUCUUCAUUGACACCAUGGGCUACGCUUUCGCUCUGGGAUUGUGCAAGCUCCUCUUCCACAAAGUACCCACCUGCGCAUACGUGCACUACCCGACUAUUUCGACCGAUAUGCUGGAAUCACUCGACCCCAAAUCUACAACCGGAACGCAAGGUGUCAACGCCGGCAAAGGCGUUGGCCUGCGGGGCACGGUCAAAAAGACCUACUGGCGACUGUUUGCAGCGCUGUAUUCCCGCGUUGGAUCCACUGUUGACAUUGUGAUGACGAAUUCGACUUGGACGCAGGGCCAUGUCCAGAAGCUCUGGGGUCCGCAUCGCCAGGCCAGACAUCGCACCAACCCGAUUGAGGUCAACUACCCCCCUUGCGCCGUUGAGGAGCUCGAGGAAGCUGUGGAGGUAUCCGAAGCCAGUGAGAAAAAGCGGGAGAAGGCCAUGGUCUACAUUGCUCAGUUCCGCCCUGAGAAGAACCAUCAACUCAUCAUUCAGUCCUUUGCCGAGUUUCUCAAGACUAACACAGAAGCCGCCAGGGACGCGAAGCUGGUCCUGAUCGGUAGUGUUAGGGAUGACCAUGAUUCCAAGAGGGUGUAUACGCUGCGCCUCCUUGUCAAUGAGCUCAAUAUUAAGGACAGAGUUGAGUUUCACUUGGAUGCGUCCUGGCCUGAGAUCUUGGACUGGCUGCGCAGGGCGUCUGUGGGCGUGAAUGGCAUGUGGAACGAGCACUUUGGCAUUGGCGUGGUUGAGUACCAGGCUGCGGGUCUCAUCUCUGUUGUUCACGACAGUGGAGGUCCCAAGCUUGAUAUUGUGGUCGAAGUCGAUGGCCAACCUACUGGUUUCCAUGCCACCAACGUCAAAGAAUUCGCAGAAGGCUACGAGAAGGCCCUUUCCAUCAAGGACACGCUUCCUAUCCGCCUCAGAGCACGACAGUCAGCCAAGCGAUUCACCGAGACGGAAUUUGACAAGAAGUGGAUCGCCCAGAUAGAAAAGCUCGUGGCUAUGACGCCCUAA
This is a messenger RNA of Colletotrichum siamense, 1656 nucleotides long. RefSeq names its product GDP-Man:Man(3)GlcNAc(2)-PP-Dol alpha-1,2-mannosyltransferase (gene alg-11). Gene Ontology annotation, molecular function: GDP-Man:Man(3)GlcNAc(2)-PP-Dol alpha-1,2-mannosyltransferase activity. Gene Ontology annotation, cellular component: endoplasmic reticulum membrane. The transcript is spliced from 4 exons. Lineage: Eukaryota; Fungi; Ascomycota; Sordariomycetes; Glomerellales; Glomerellaceae. Gene Ontology annotation, biological process: protein N-linked glycosylation. Bases 1 to 1656 code for a protein of 551 amino acids. The record is from RefSeq and is a predicted model, not a curated record.